GCAUUACGAAUAUAAACUGUUUCAGUGUGCUAUUGGACUCAGAGACGCACUGUCUCGUGCGGCGUAAACAAGUUUUUUUUUAAAUUUGUUUUUCUGUUAUCAUAUUUGUUUUUUCAAUUUAAAUUUCAAACAUGAUAUCAUUCACAAUGGUGAGUUACAAGACCAUUGUUGUUGUUGUUGUAUGUUUGUUUUCAGAAUGUUGUUCGAGUAGAAAAUUUAAAACACAUGAUAAUCAAGACAGCCCUAUUGUACAUGUACAAGAAGGUUCACUGAAAGGUGCGGUGGCUACUGCGCUAGAUGGGUCUGCAUACUACAGCUUUAAGGGUAUCCCAUAUGCACAAGCACCGACAGGUGAUGCCAGGUUCCAGGCACCGCUACCACCAAAAUAUUGGAAAGGUGUUCGAGAUGCAACACAACACGGCCCAAUUUGCACCCAGUACGAUCUAUCCAUUAACCAACUCAUAGUCGGCAGCGAAGAAUGUCUCUUCGUCAAUGUUUACACCAAGUCUUUAAACCCGAAAUCCAAAAUACCAGUCAUGGUUUUCAUACAUGGUGGAAGUUAUAGCUAUAAUUCAGGCAAUUCAGAAACUUUCAGUCCUGACUUGUUAAUACGUCACGAUGUAAUUUUAGCUACUAUUAACUACCGCUUGGAACUUCUCGGUUUCCUAUGCUUAGACUCACCAGACGUACCAGGAAAUGGGGGAAUGAAAGAUCAAGCUGCUGCCUUAAGAUGGAUUAAGAACAAUAUUGCUAAAUUUGGUGGAGAUCCUGAUAAUAUUACAAUAUUCGGAGAAAGUUCAGGCUCAAGUUCGGUCACCUCACAUAUGCUAUCACCAAUAUCUAAAGGUCUCUUCAACAAGGUUAUAGCACAGAGCGGCACCAUCAUACACGAUUGGGCUAUAGACAGGAAUGCAAAAGAACGGGCUUUCCGAGCUGGAAAACUUUUAGGCAUCGAUACUAAUAACUCUUACGAAUUAUUGGCAUAUUUACGUGGAUUAAAUGCCACUCUUCUUACGAACCUUGCACAAAAAACUAUGACAUUCGAUGAAACAUAUAGAGGGUUACCUGAUUAUUUCAUACCUGUAAUUGAAAAGAAGUUUAAAGGCGUUAAAGCUUUUAUGAACGAAGAGCCACUACAAACUCUAUUAGACGGUGAAGCUGCUGAAGUACCAUUAAUGAUUGGAUAUAACUCCGCAGAGGAUUUAGUCCUCAUAAAUUAUUUAGCUGACAAAUUAGACGUAUACAACAGGGACCCAUCUUAUUUUAUAACAAAAGAACUAGCGAGUAAUGUAAAUGAAGCAAAACUCAAAGAAUACGGGGAUAGAUUGAGACAAUUUUAUGUAAAUGGAAGAAAUUUGACGAGAAGUGAUGCGGAAAUCAUUGAAAAUAUCGGUAGUGAUAUUCAUUUCUUUUACAAUACACAUCGAUUUGCUAAUCUAUACAGCGAGUAUGGACAGCCAGUCUACAUGUACAGAUUCAACUAUGACACUGACCUUAAUAUCAUCAAGAAUUUCACUGGAUAUAACCAUCUAAAGGGUGCGAGUCACGCCGACGAACUUUUCUAUAUGUUCUAUAACUUUUUGAACAAAAAACCAUAUGAUGAACAAGCUAGAUUACGCGAAUUGGCACUUAAAGUUACUACACUAUGGACUAAUUUUGCUAAAUUUGGCAAUCCCACGCCUGACCACAGUUUAGGCAUCAAAUGGCAACCAUACACCGCACAUGGUAAAGAAUAUCUGAAGAUAGAAGAAAAUAUGGCAAUGGGUCAAUAUGCAGACAAAGAACGAAUGAAGUUCUGGGACAAUUUGUACAAGGAAACUGGCCUACCUCAUAUUGGCUAAUAAUUAA
This is a messenger RNA of Papilio machaon (common yellow swallowtail), 1848 nucleotides long. Its product is annotated as esterase B1. The record is from RefSeq and is a predicted model, not a curated record. Bases 132 to 1841 code for a protein of 569 amino acids. The transcript has 4 exons. NCBI's taxonomy places the organism in Eukaryota, Metazoa, Arthropoda, Insecta, Lepidoptera, Papilionidae.